AUGCUAAUAAAACAAAACGAGGUAAAAGAAAUGGCGAGCUCCGAAGCUCUCUUGCCUGUACUAUUCAGAGAAGAACCAUUAUCUCAUUCAAGAUCAGAGUCGAUGCCAGAAACCCACCGGAGACGACCCAUCAAAGUCCAUCUCGCCGUCAUCUUGCUCCUGAUCGCUUUGUACGUCACCCUCAUUGUCACACACGAUGGAUCCGCACGUGACACCGCAAAUGAAAAAGCCGAUGAGUCACGUGUUCGUUUGUCCGGCUUGUCGGAGAAGAGCAACGUCCAGGAAACGGAAGCGUUCCCGUGGAACAAUACUGUGUUAUCGUGGCAACGAACGGCGUUUCAUUUCCAGCCUGAGAAAAAUUGGAUGAACGGUCCAUUGUUUUAUAAGGGAUGGUAUCAUUUGUUCUAUCAUUAUAACCCAAAUGGAGCCGUGUGGAGUGACAUUGUUUGGGGUCACGCCGUUUCAAAGGACCUUAUCCACUGGCUUCACCUCCCAUUAGCCAUGGUUCCUGACCAAUGGUACGACGCUACCGGCGUCUGGACCGGUUCGGCUACUUUCCUCGAUGAUGGUUCUCUUGUCAUGCUCUACACCGGUUCCACCGACAAAUUCGUACAGGUUCAAAAUCUUGCCUAUCCUGAGUAUCCUAGCGACCCACUUUUGUUGAAAUGGACCAAGUUCUCUGGCAACCCGGUUCUCGUACCGCCUCCAGGAAUCGGCGAAAAGGACUUCCGUGACCCGACAACAGCUUGGAAAACAUCAGCCGGAAAAUGGCGGAUCACGAUCCGUUCCAAGGUCAAUAGAACCGGAAUAUCUCUUGUUUAUGACACAACCGAUUUCAAAACUUACGAGAAGCUAGAUACUUUGUUGCACCAAGUCCCUGAUACCGGAAUGUGGGAGUGCAUUGACUUUUACCUGGUGUCCAAGACUGAAGAGAAUGGGCUUGACAGUUCGGUCAACGGACCGGAUGUGAAACAUAUCAUCAAGGCUAGCAUGGACGAUACUAGGAUCGAUCAUUAUUGCCAUUGGGACACGUUUUACGAUCAACAUAAGAGACGACGAAUUUUAUGGGGUUGGAUCGGUGAGUCUGACAGUGAAGCUGCUGAUGGCAUUCCACGAACUGUUGUCCUGGACACGAAGACGGGGAAGAACUUAGUACAAUGGCCAGUUGAGGAAAUCGAACUUUUGAGACUAAACAGCAGUAAAUUCGACAUGAAGGUUGAACCAGGGAUGGUGGUUCCGGUCGAUGUGGGUCCCGCGGCUCAGCUAGACAUAGAGGCUGAGUUCGAGAUAAAAAAAGAAGAUGUUGAAAUGGUCCCUGGAGACGACUCCGUGGAGGCAGAGGAUGAUUUCAGCUGCGAAACCAGCCGAGGCUCCACCGUGAGCGGUGCUUUAGGGCCUUUCGGAUUCUCGGUUCUUUCUGACGAAAGCUUAUCGGAACAAACUCCGGUUUAUUUCUAUGUGUCGAAGGGAAAAGAUUCUAAACUUAAUACUUUCUUCUGCACUGACACCUUAAGGUCGACCAUGGCAAACGAUGCGGUGAAAUCAAUAUACGGAAGCUUCGUACCAGUCCUGAAAGGGGAGAAAUUGACUAUGAAAAUUUUGGUGGAUCACUCAAUAGUAGAAGGAUUCGGACAAGGUGGGAGAACAUGUAGUACGUCUAGGGUUUUUCCGACAAAAGCAAUCUACGGAGCUACGAAGCUCUACUUGUUCAACAACGCCCUUAAUGCGACCGUUACGGCGUCGUUUAAGGUCUGGCAAAUAAACAGUGCAAAUAUUCAUCAUUACUCUGCCGACGAUCUCGGUGCCCUUCUUCUCGCACCUGAUUUUUUUUACAAAUUGAACAUUGUUCCUUCUCGGUGAUGUUGAUUUUCUUUUACUUUGGGUUUUGCAUUUUGAGGCGUUCGACGGUUUAUGUGUUUAUUAGAAGCUUCGGACAUAAUUGUAACAUUAUCGUUCUUAUUAUCUUUAAUCUUAGAGUUCCUGUUCAAGCA
Molecule: messenger RNA, 1991 nt
Organism: Thlaspi arvense
Lineage: Eukaryota; Viridiplantae; Streptophyta; Magnoliopsida; Brassicales; Brassicaceae
Source: the annotation of a GenBank genome assembly